AUGAAGGAAAAAGGAGAAGAAGAACAAGGAGAGUACUGCAACUCAACAAUAAUAUUACCUGGUGAAAUCCUGUAUGAGAUAUUAACUUAUGUGCCUUUCGAUGAUCUUCUCCGGCGAUGCAGAUGGGUUUGCAGAGAAUGGAAUGGUCUCACAUAUGACUCCACACUCAGACGCCUCCAUUGUGAAAGAACACAAUCAGUUUCUGGUUACCUCAUUGAAUAUCUUACCAAGAAUACCACCUUCCACAUCAACUUUGUCCACUCCAUUGCAUCCUCUCCCUCAUCAUCCAUCUCUCUCGACUUUAUGCCGGAGAUGAACAUUAGGAUUAGAGCCUCUACUUAUCACGCACAAGGUCUGCUUUGCUGCUUCAGUGAACUCACACACAGGUACUAUGUGUGCAAGCCUAUGACGCAGCAGUGGACAAAAAUUCCAAACCCUACGAUUCUCGGUUACGGUGAGGAAAUGGCCAUAGCAGUAAUGAAAUCAAAUCCUUUGCAUUUCAAGAUCAUUCGAUUCUCACAGUGCAGAAACGAUUUUCUUUUACAGUAUUGUGAGAUAUUUGAUUCGAAGAACUGGGCAUGGAGGGUGCAUUCAGAAUUCGAAAGGUUUCCUUAUUUUAUUCACUUUGAUAAUGAAGGUGAGGUUCUUUUACAUGGCUCUUUUCACUGGUUAACUUUCAUUGAUGAACAAGAAAUAAUAUUUGCUUUCGAUGUUUAUAAAGAGAAUUGGAGGCUAAUCAAGGUUCCCCCCCGAUCACAAUUAUCAUCCUCAUCAUCAUUAGAGGAAGGAGGGGAUCAGGAAAAAGUAGCAGAAGCUAUGAAUUGUGAAGUUCCAAUUGAAAAAAUAUUGGUGAACUGUAAAGGGCAUCUUGGGGUGUUAUACACACCUAAAUUGCCGUGUAUGGAGCAAUGUUCAUGGAUUGAGGUAUGGGUGAUGGAAGAUUACUUGGAAGAGACAUCCUGGAAAAAGAAAUACAGGUUGAGCUUGAAACCACUAGAGCAGAUUGUGGGAUGGUAUUAUAUACUGGCAGUGGACACAAUGGAUGAUAGUAUUAGUAUUUUGGUGAGGACUUUUGACAAGCUCAUUUGGUACAAUUGCACCACUGGAGUUCUAACCAAAGUGAAGAACCUUGAAAUUCCAACAACUACUACUUCAAUUCGUUCUAUUCAUAAAUUUAAUUCCGAUUCUCUGCCUUGUGAUCUAGGUCCAAAAUAG
Molecule: messenger RNA, 1215 nt
Organism: Telopea speciosissima
Lineage: Eukaryota; Viridiplantae; Streptophyta; Magnoliopsida; Proteales; Proteaceae
Product: F-box only protein 6-like
Exons: 2
Coding region: 1-1215 (404 amino acids)
Molecular function (GO): protein binding
Source: RefSeq, a predicted model, not a curated record